Molecule: messenger RNA, 2050 nt
Organism: Papilio polytes (common Mormon)
Lineage: Eukaryota; Metazoa; Arthropoda; Insecta; Lepidoptera; Papilionidae
Product: cytochrome P450 6B2-like
Exons: 2
Coding region: 337-1878 (513 amino acids)
Molecular function (GO): heme binding; oxidoreductase activity, acting on paired donors, with incorporation or reduction of molecular oxygen; iron ion binding
Source: RefSeq, a predicted model, not a curated record
AUUUGCCGAUUGCUCAUUUGCCAUCCUAUGGCAAAAAACUAAGUUGAUUAUUUUACAGUGCAGGUAAACUUAUAAUUAGACUUGGAUUGUGUUCCAUAAAAAGACUCUUGUUUAAGCAACUAAACGUCAGUAACUAGUUAGCAGUAUACUGAAUUGCAAGGAUCUUAAAUACGAUAUUUAUUAGACGCUGUGUAGUCGUUUUAUUAAACUGCUAAUUAUUGUUUCAUGUGGACAGGUUUAAUGUACAAUGUUAUCAAAGUUUAUCAUUGUGAAUCGUUCUUAUCUCAUCGUAACAGUCUUUAUGUCACAUAUUUGUCGGAACACACGCGCUGAAACAUGUUUGCGAUAGCUCUGAUCCUUGUUGUACUCUGUGCGCUUUACUGGUACGGUACAAGAACCUUCAAAUAUUGGGAGAGUAAAGGAAUCAAACAUGACAAACCUGUACCAUUCUUCGGCAACAGCUUGCCCGUAUACCUAAUGAAGAAGAGCAUAACGCAAAUGACUGCUGAACUUUACUGGAAAUACCCAAAGGAAAAACUCGUGGGAAGUUACGGAGCCACAAAUCCCGAAUUAGUUGUAAGGGAUCCAGACUUCGUGCGGCGAAUUCUGGUAACCGACUUCUCGUAUUUCUACCCGCGCGGCAUCAACACUCAUAAGACUGUGGUCGAGCCUCUGUUGAGAAAUCUUUUUUUUGCUGAUGGCGACCUGUGGAAAUUACUGAGACAACGUCUAAGUCCAGCAUUCACAAGCGGGAAACUUAAAGCCAUGUUUCCGCUCAUUGUGGAGCGUGCUGAGCGCCUGGUGGACAACGCGAUCAACGCCCCACAGACGGGACGCGUCCUGGACUCUCGAGAACUGAUGGCUCGCUACACCACGGACUUCAUUGGGGCGUGUGGCUUCGGCCUUGACGCCGAUUCCCUAAGUACUGAAGAUUCCGCUUUCAGAAGACUCGGUGCUAAAAUAUUUCAAACUCGCUGGCAAGAUAUUCUUAUUCAAAUGUUGAAGGAAAUGUUUCCUGAGACAUGUAAACAUCUAAAAAUACUUGGAAAAGUAGAACAAGAUGUAAUUUCCCUGGUUAAGAGCAUUAUUGAAAACAGAAAUUAUGAGCCUUCUGAUCGGAACGACUUUAUCGACCUACUUCUUGAAUGUCGCAGAAAAGGAAAAAUGAUAGGAGAAUCUAUAGAAAAAAGAAAUGCUGACGGGAGUCCUCAAGAAGUAUCGCUGGACAUGGAUGUAUUUCUGAUGGCCGCUCAAGUAUUUGUAUUCUUCGCUGCGGGUUUCGAAACAUCCUCCUCCGCAACAAGCUUCACGUUACAUCAGCUCGCAUACCAUCCUGAGAUACAGAGAAAAGUGCAAGAAGAAAUCGACACAAUUUUGUCGAAACACAAAAACACGCUGUGCUAUGACGCAGUAAAUGAAAUGAGUUAUUUACAUUGCGUUUUCAAAGAAGCGCAGCGAAUGUUUCCUUCUUUAGGGUUUCUGAUAAGGCAGUGUGCUCGGCGGUACACAUUCCCAGAAUCGGACCUCACAAUAGACGAGGGUGUGACCAUAUUUAUUCCUGUUCAGGCAUUUCACUUGGACCCACAGUUUUUUGAUGAUCCAUUAACGUUCCGGCCGGAAAGAUUUUUUCAUGAAUUCUCUAACCCAAUGACAAAAUACGUAUAUUUGCCAUUUGGUACAGGACCUCGAGCAUGCGUAGGCGAGAGACUCGGUCUGAUGCAGUCUCUGGCGGGUCUGGCGGCGGUGCUGUCGCGCUACUCGGUUGAACCCGCGCCGGAAACAUUGCGCUAUCCAAAGGUCGACCCUUCCUCAAACAUAGUGCAGAGUAUCAGUGGUGGUUUACCUUUGCUGUUCCGUCCGAGAGCAGCGAGAAAUUGAUAAUCACCAUUUCUAUAAUGUUUUCUAGACUUAACGAGCAAAAAAGCAAGUAAUGUACAUUUGUUUCAAUUAGUUCCUUUUAUUAAUGUUUUAUUUGACUGGAUAUUUUAUUAUACAGAUUACCAGAUUACCACCUUUCUACUACCUGACAUCAAAAAUACCUUAUUAAAAU